AUGUCCCACCUCAUCGACCCGUGCUUGCGAGCGACCAAGAUUGCCCAUGGGAUCAGACGCGGCAUCGAUGGCAUCUCACCCCUGAGUGGCCUUGUUCCUGAACUCCGCAUUCUCAUCCAAGAGCAGAAAAAUGUCCUCGCCUCAUUAAAGCGAACCGCAUUUGAGAAGGAAGAAGCCGCAAAACACCUUGCUAUUUACGCUAAGACCGAAGGUCCCGAUAUUGCAGACACGCUCACGAAACUCAGCAUCUUAGUCCAGAAAGCCGCCGACCUCGAGCGCGUCUAUGCCAACAGCCUCGCCCAGAGUAGAGAACUCUUCAAGGAGAUUCGGGUAGCUGAGGAUGAAAACUAUUCGAUUCGAAAACGCAAGCUGGAUUUGGAGCAGAAGCUGGCCCUCGACAAAUCGUAUUCCUCGUCAACGAUCUCCUUAACAGGAAAACAACCCUCAGUUCACGGACCAGAACUGCACCCAGAGAUGAAACUACUGAGACAGGAGACCAUGUCGGUUGAAAAUGAUCUCGAGGACUUGAAGCGCAAGAAGAUUAAGAAAGCGACAUGUCAGCAGCUGGAUGCACUCGAGAAACUAGGCAAGGAGCUGAUUGUAGUUGCACAUUAUGGACGACGGGUCAUGGACGAACUCGACGACUCUCCGACGCCUGCAGGAACCUAUGCAGAUGACCGUUAUGCGACUUAUGAAGGCGCCGCAAAGACAGCAUACACUGUCAAGGCCUUUAUGGACACAUUCAAGGCCUGGCCUAGCCACGAGCCUCAGGUCCAGAUAAGCGACGUCGACCUUGGCGACUUCCCCAGGGACAACAAACAGGUCAUGGACGCCAUGUUGAAGGAUCUCGCUAGCAAAUCCGGCUCGGACUGGUACGCCCUUCAAUCACCGAGUUCUAGUAAGGCGCCCUCAACCCAUGGCAGGACCAACUCUUCAGAUUCAGUAGGCUUUGCAUCGCCCCGCAACAGUAUAUCCUCUCUGGUAACCACUACAACCUAUGUCGACGGAGUCCCAACAAUCCAGGUCAUCAAUGAGAUCCCACCUACUCCUGAGUCUGAGGAAGCACCUGUCAAUAAUGAGAAGGAGGAUGCAACUAGUUUGGCAGCAGCCCAAGAGCCUAUCCCUGUUUUCGUGGGCGGAGAGGGAGAUACUAGACCAACGUCCCUUGCUAACAGCGCAUCCUCGACCACCAACGACACUACACCAGCUGCUACUUCUAAUACCUCUGCUACAGAUACCACGACCUCCUCUGUCGAUCCAAGUCCGUUUGUUUCUCACUCGACCUACAAACCAACCACCGCCUAUCAACCCGGAUAUGCACACGAUGCUGUAGACGGCCAACGGACACCGCCAUCCAGGAGUCGACCCCAUUCGGGCGAACACUAUCCAAUCACCCACGCACCGCACCCCUUGAUGAUGCAACAAACGCCUUUCCAGCCGAAGCAGCAGUACUAUCAGCCAUUGUACCCACCAGGACCUCCCGGCGGAGGUAUUCCAUCCCAGAUGCCCAUGCCCAUGCCCAUGCCUGUUCCUAUGCAAAUGUCGAUGCCAGUGCCCAACAUCCCUAGCUCGUCUGAUGAUCGCGAGGAUGGUGGAAACAAGCGCCACUCCCAGCCUAUCUCAGUCUCCUUCCCUCUGCGUCCACCAAUUGGCUUGGCAUUAGAUCAUUCUGCCGGUAUGACAUCCCCUACUGCUGGCAUGCCUUUGUCGUCUCGGUCCCCAUCCCCAUCGCAUCAAAAUGCACGACGUAACCCACAUGCGGUGCUGCCCCCAACAGAACCAGGAUUUCAUGUGCCAGUAGGCACCGAGAUAUCGGCCUCGCAAGAAACCCCCAAGGAUGUGUACGAUGGCCCACCUCCUGAUUAUGCUGAGGCCUCAAUGCAGCCCCCUGCCGAGAAGCGCGACGAGAAGAAGCGGCGAUAA
Molecule: messenger RNA, 1923 nt
Organism: Gamsiella multidivaricata
Lineage: Eukaryota; Fungi; Mortierellomycota; Mortierellomycetes; Mortierellales; Mortierellaceae
Product: Eisosome component PIL1-domain-containing protein
Exons: 3
Coding region: 1-1923 (640 amino acids)
Biological process (GO): eisosome assembly; negative regulation of protein kinase activity; endocytosis
Cellular component (GO): eisosome filament; plasma membrane
Molecular function (GO): lipid binding
Source: RefSeq, a predicted model, not a curated record